Hydra vulgaris (swiftwater hydra) is the source of this 3383-nucleotide messenger RNA. RefSeq names its product exocyst complex component 2. Gene Ontology annotation, biological process: Golgi to plasma membrane transport; exocytosis. NCBI's taxonomy places the organism in Eukaryota, Metazoa, Cnidaria, Hydrozoa, Anthoathecata, Hydridae. Gene Ontology annotation, cellular component: exocyst. The record is from RefSeq and is a predicted model, not a curated record.
UUUUUAAUAUAAAGCUUGAUACAGUAGGCAUUAAAUAAACAAGGUAAUGAUAUGGUGGCAGAAGGUGAUACUCCAUCAGUUACUGGUAUUUCACCUGCUGAAGGUCCUCCUGGUACAAUUGUCAAGAUAAGAGGAGAGAAUCUUGGCAUAAAUGCAAAAGAUGUUAUUGGGAUUUUCAUAUGCAAUAUUAACUGCACAUAUACUGCUGAAUGGCAACAUUCACGUCUAAUACACUGCCGAACUGGGAUGGGGAUGGGAAUAGGUGAUAUAAUUGUUUUUACAAAGUCAGGAGGCAAAGGAACUUGUCUUGUGAAAUUCAGAGGAUUUAUGCCACGAGUUGGUUUGUUAACUGAAGCUGCAGUUUGGGUUGACGAGUCUAAAUUGUUUGAAGAAAAGCCUACUACUCUUUCAAAUCCUCAUGCAUAUACAACCAACACUGUGCAUACAGAUCCUUUAGGUGUUGCUCCUGAAGAGACAGGAGCUGUGCUUUCUGCUGACAAAAUGGAAGAGUGGUAUCCAGGGUUAUCAAGCAAUCCAUUGUCUGAAAACUUCCAUCCUGCCAGAUUUUUGUUAGAAAGACACCUCGACACAAGUUUUGAAGCUCUUAAAAGUGGAUACUAUCAUUUACAAUCUAAAGAUACGCGCACUAGUGUUGGUCCUUCUUCAUUUGUUCGUGGGAAUUUAACAACUAUCCUUGAAGCUUUACAGACAUUAGUUGAAGUACAGCGGGUAAUGACAGCUGAUAAUAGAGCUUCACCUGGUGAUAAUAUAUGUGCAGAACUGCAAGGAGUUGUUGGAAGUUGUGACGUGGCUUCAAACAGUCUAUUUAAAGAUAUUCUUGCACGAAAAGAUGAAGCCGAUGCAAAACGAAAUGUUUUAAAUAUACUACAUAGAUUUCGCUUUUUGUUUAAUCUUCAAAGGAGUAUUGAAAAAAACAUACAGCAGGGAGAAUAUGAAAUUUUGAUUAGUGAUUAUAACAGAGCUAAAGCGCUAUUCCAAAACACACAAGUGAAAUCAUUUCAAAAAGCAUUGGCUGAAGUUGACAAGAAAGUUGCAACCUUCUCACAAAAUUUAAAACACAAACUUUUUGAUUUUCCUACACCCAUUGAAGAGCAAAAGAAAAUUAUCAGGUAUUUAAAUGACCUUGAUUAUCCUGGCAAUGCUGGUCUAGAGUGUAUCAAUAAACAGGCUUUGUGGAUCAAAUCAAUGCUGCUUGACUGUCAACUUGAGCAUCAAAACCAUGAAAAAGCAAGUCAAUCCGAGAUUCGACCUUCUGAAUCUUCAAUAAAAUCACACAAAAAGAAUAGUAGUGAUGUCACUGAACUUUUUUUAAAAAAUUCUAGAAAUCAACUUCCAGAAUGUUUAAAAAGAAUACAUUCUGUUUCAACUUAUGAAGCUCCUCACACUAUUUUGAUGGUGGAAGAACUAUGUGAACUUACAUCACGACAUGUAUCUGAUUUUUGGAACUUGGGUCAAGCAUAUUUAAGUAACCAAUUAGGAGAAAAGGUAAAAAAUGUUGAAAAAUCAAAGUUAGAAAAAGAAAAGUUCCAGGAGACUGUCAAAGAUGUUAUUAUAGUGUUUUGUGAAAUGGUGUAUUCAGUUUUACUUCCAGACAAUGAUUUAGAAGCGAAUGGAAAAGUGUUUAAGUUUGUUCUUUUAAUUCCAUGGUUACCUAGUACCUUGCAAGCAGUAAAAUCAACAUUAGAUCGCUUGACUAAACUCGGUCUAACUUCAGAUAUAAUUACACCUUUAAACAACCUAACUUCUACACUUAUAUCUGAAUGUAUAAGGAAAAUUCUUUCGAUAGCUAUCCAAGAUAUCAAUGAACUAUAUAAGCGUGAGCUUUGGGACUUGGAUUCUAGUGAAGAAUGUUAUGGUACAUCAAAACUGCCAGCAAUGUUUGAAAAAAUUUCUACAGAAACCUUGCAGUUUGUACAUGAGUUUAUGAUAGAUACAAAGAUUGAGGGAGAUAACAAUAUGUUGCCAAAAGAAAUUUCUGCUCUGCUGAAAAAAAUGUUUGAGGGUUAUAUUUUGUCACUUGAAAAAUCUGUUUACCCUGAUUUAAAUAACAGCGAAGAACAACUUUGUAUCCAGACCCCUGAUGGUUCAGACUCAAUGAAAAAGUUAUCUAAAGACAUGCAGUUAUUAGUUGUCCUUAGCAACUGUGAACACUCAAAAAUGUUGAUGUUACCUCGUGUUUUAUCACUCUGUCUUAAAUAUGGUCAUGUUGAAAUGGAACAUUUGAGAGAGGAAAUUAUGAUAGCAAUUGAUAAACUUGACGAGAGAGUUUUUAAUGCAUAUAUUGAAUCCAAAUCUAAUACUCUAAUUAAUGCUAUUGAAGAAGGAAUGUUUGUUUCUGAGUUUUCUUACGAUGGUUUGCUGCCAGUUACAGGGGUACGCCAUUACAUUAAAGAUAUUAUCAUGAAACUUAUUACUGUUCAUUAUGAGGUGUCUACUAUUUCAUCAAUUUUUGUACAGCGUGUCUUCAAUAUUUUGAUAGAAAAAGUUUGUUCUGAAGUGAAGCGUGUGUUUUUAACAGUUAAAAAGUUUUCUGAAUAUGGUAGUAUACUCGGCAAUCUAGAGUUAAAUGCAAUUAAAAUUGUUUUUGGAAAUUACAUUAACCAGUUUGCUGGAAACUGUAUAGAAAAAGCCAUACAAGUGGUUCCUACUAUCGAAUCAGCAAAAAGUCAAAUAGAUUCUCUUCUUUACAAAUUUAAAGCUUCUAUGCAUUAUCAAAUCUCAAUAUUUGGAAGCCCUGAAGAUUCGACCAGUUCAGAGGCAUACGCUGUUCCUAACACUAGGAGAAUCUCUGUAGGAGCGAGAAGCAGAGUAUUGAGUGCAGGAGAACGUUCUUUGGCUAAUGUUAAACAAAAAAAAAUUAUAAACUCUCGUGCUUCUCCUUUAUCAACAAGUGAAGCUGCUGAUAAUAAAGCGAAGCCACUUUUUAUGAAAACCGAUCUUCAAAGUAUUUCCUCUACUACCGAAGCUGAAAGUUCCUCUGUGACUAAUGACGAAUCUGCGUCAUCUAGUUUAUCUAAAAAAACAAAACGCCAAGCACCGGCUCCGCCAUCAAUUCUAGUGGACGAUAAAAAAGUUUUGACUAAAUCAAAAUCUUCGUCAAAUCCUUUCACCAACUCACUAAAUCCGUUUAGUGAUGAUAGUGGAAACCCAUUUAUAGAUGAUAUCGAGUCUUCAAACAGCCAAAUUUCAACAAACCCCUUUUUUUCCGAUGAUUAGUUGUCAGCCAUUAACUAAUAAACAGUUUAAUAAAUUAUAAAUAAUAAUACUCUUUCAUUUACAUACAUACAUACAUACAUACAUACAUACAUACAUACAUACACACGCGCGAUUGUUUUUUUAUCUUAAAAUGUAAAAAAUAUUUU